This is a messenger RNA of Synchiropus splendidus (mandarinfish), 643 nucleotides long. RefSeq names its product C-C motif chemokine 19-like. Gene Ontology annotation, biological process: immune response. Gene Ontology annotation, molecular function: chemokine activity. The transcript has 4 exons. Gene Ontology annotation, cellular component: extracellular region. Bases 84 to 395 code for a protein of 103 amino acids. The record is from RefSeq and is a predicted model, not a curated record. Lineage: Eukaryota; Metazoa; Chordata; Actinopteri; Syngnathiformes; Callionymidae.
AAUUCACCUGCCGUUCUUCUCUCCAGCACACUCCCUCCUCAGAAGCCACUGACUGAAGAAUCAGCAAACAAUCCAGCGAAAGCAUGGCGUCUCCAGUUACAGCCCUUUUCUUGCUCGCUCUCAUCUUCAUGGGCUCCGAAGCAGUAGCCCCUCUGUCAGACUGCUGCCUGAAGACCACAAACAAAGUAGUUCCCAAAAAAUAUGCUUCAGAUUAUAUCAUCCAAGAAGCUGGACAAGGCUGCAAGAUUGAAGCCACAAUAAUCAUAACCAAGAGCAACUUCAAGCUCUGCAUCCCUCAUCCAGACAGGAGCCAACCAGUGGCAGAUCUCAUCACAUACCUGGACAGCAAAAAAUCAGCCUCAAAUAAGGUUCACAAUAAAAGGUCCACAAAUUGAAACAGAGCUCAGAACCUGCCAGAUGUUCCAUUCCAAAGUUCAUGUUGCUCAGGAGAACACAAUAUUCCGUUUGUUCAGUUGAUGGUUUGUUUUCUUAAAAGUAAUGUGUGUUUUGUUCUGAAUGUUGUUCAUAUUUUUAAUAGCAUAACAAUGCUUUUUUUUUUUUUUUUCUAAUGUAUUUAGCCAAAUGUCCGGUUCACUGCUCACCUGAUGUUAUUCAAUAAAGUUUAUUAUGCUUUUCUAGCCAA